AUGGCGCAAUACUUUUUCGACCUCCUUUACAACUUUACAGACUGCAUGUGCUGCUUUCCCAGCACGCCGCAGCUGAAGAUCAACAAUCGCAGCUUCAAGUUGCUACGUCUCCUGGGUGAAGGUGGUUUCUCUUACGUGUACCUCGUCCAGGAUAAGUCGACGUCGGAACUCUUUGCGCUGAAGAAAAUCCGUUGCCCGUUCGGCCAGGAAUCCGUCUCCCAGGCGUUGAAGGAAGUGGAGGCAUACAACCUAUUCGCAAAACAGAAGAAUAUCAUCCAUUCGAUAGACCAUUGCGUGUCGACCGAAGCUGGCUCGAAAUUUCGCUCCGACGGCGGCGACGCGGGAUCCAAGACGGUCUACAUCCUCCUACCAUACUACCAGCGCGGAAACCUUCAAGAUGCUAUCAACGCGAACCUCGUCAACCACACUACGUUCCCGGAAAAGAGACUCAUGGCCCUGAUGCUGGGUGUAGCCAAUGCGCUCAAGGCUAUGCAUCAGUAUCGCGUAAAGAGCAACGCCGGAACAACGCGCAAGGCCAAGGCGGUUCGGAGAGAGGGCGAAGGAGCUGAUGCGGAAUUGUCGAUGCGCAUGGAAGCCCCCAAGCGCCGGGCUAGUCAGAGAGUGGAUGAUGAGGAGGAAGAGAAUGAGCCGUUGAUGGACGAUGAGGUCACCAGAAGCCAAGAAGGGGUGCAAGAUGGUGAUCUGCGUCCAUACGCUCACAGAGACGUGAAACCUGGCAACAUCAUGAUUAGCGAAGACGGCCACAGUCCAGUUCUCAUGGAUCUGGGAUCCUUAGCCCCUAGUCCCAUUCCAAUUACCUCCCGUUCUCUCGCAUUGGCCGUCCAGGAUACAGCCGCAGAACACAGCACAAUGCCCUACCGAGCCCCUGAGCUAUUCGACGUCAAGACCGGAUCUGUCAUCGAUACAAAAGCAGACAUUUGGUCGUUCGGGUGCACGUUAUACGCGUGCUUGGUCGGAAAGAGUCCUUUUGAAGCCCGCAGCGAGGAAACUGGUGGAAGUCUGAGCAUGUGUGUGCUCGGUGGUGACUGGCGCUUCCCUGAUGAGAAGUCAGCUUCCAAGGGAAAGGGCAAAGCUGGGGGCGAACAACAGGGCGAGGGCGCGAGUUCGAGUGGAGCAAGCUCGAUCAGUGCGCAGGUCAAAGAUGUUGUUCGCAAAUGCCUGGAAGUUGAGCCGGCAGACAGGCCUGAUAUUGACGAACUCAUUCAGAUCUUGAAGGAUGUUAUCCAAAAUCUCUCGGAUGAUGCUGGAUCUUCGUGA
Messenger RNA from Aspergillus chevalieri, 1278 nucleotides. Its product is annotated as putative serine/threonine protein kinase ENV7. The record is from RefSeq and is a predicted model, not a curated record. Lineage: Eukaryota; Fungi; Ascomycota; Eurotiomycetes; Eurotiales; Aspergillaceae. The transcript is spliced from 3 exons. Gene Ontology annotation, cellular component: Golgi apparatus; cytoplasm. Gene Ontology annotation, molecular function: protein serine/threonine kinase activity; ATP binding. Bases 1 to 1278 code for a protein of 425 amino acids. Gene Ontology annotation, biological process: vacuolar protein processing; protein phosphorylation; regulation of vacuole fusion, non-autophagic.